AUUACAGGUGCCUGCCACUAUGCACAGAGGAUCCUGUCGUUAAAAGAUUCCUGGCCUGGGACAAAGAUCUGUGGGCAUCGGACAAGUAUCUGCUAGCUAUGGUCAUAGCAUAUUUUAGCCAUGCCGGCCUCUUCUCCUGGCAAUACCGACACAUUCAUUUCUUCCUGGCCCUCUACCUGGCCAAUGACAUGGAGGAGGAUGAUGAGGCUUCCAAACAAGCCAUCUUCUACUUCCUGUAUGGGAAGAACCUCUCCCAGCGCCCCUUGUUCCAGAAGCUUCGGUUCCAGUUCUUCUGUUCUAUGUGCUGGAGAGCUUGGGUUUCCCCACAGGAGUUGGAGGAGAACACUGGGCCCAGGGGAGAUGCAGAUUUUCAGCAGGAAGUUUAUUCCAAUGCUAAUGGAAGACACUGGGAAGGAAGAGAGGAACCAUUUGUGCAGAUCAUCUGGAAGAACCUAGAAGUACCUGGACUGUUCUAGAAGGAGCUGAAUAGUGUGAUCAUGCUGUCCUCCUAGGAGUGGUGGGUUGGGGGUACUUCUGGGCAUCUGUGGAGGACAGUGAGAAACCAGUGGUGUUUCUUGUUCCCACCCCUUCCUGCGGGCACCACCUCCCUUUUUAGGGAAUUGCUGAAUUCAACCUCCCUGGGGUGGAACCUGGAGGUCCUGCUUCCCAUGGACUUGGUUGCCACAGUCCGGGAGCAUUUGAAGGCACAGUGCAGGUGCCCAGAUUGGCAUGGAAUUAUUUGUAAAAUAUGAGUGCCACAGGAUUGUAGCAGAUAGCUUCAUGCAUACUAUGCAUUUUGUUGGUUUGUUUGGAAAAUGUUGGCCAUUGAAUUAUUAGUACUUUUAUGUCAGAUAGUUUGGAAAUUGUUAUACUUUUGAAGACAUGCUGUUCCUGUAGAGUUUUUUGAUAAGAGUUAUAGCUGUUACAUAUACAUAAAUAUACUUUUCUUUCCAUUUUUAAGAAAGAAUUCUGUUUAUCCUAAGUCUUUCAUUAUCUAUUAUUAUAUGUGCUCCUGAAGUGAACACUCUUUUUAUCUAUGAUGCUUACAUAAUAAUCUAUUACAUUUAUAUCUAUUUGAUAGUUCCCGUAAAUUCUUGUACUAGAAAUUUUUAUUUGCUGUUUUGUGUUUGUUAUUGAAUUGUGAGAAUCCAGUUGUGAUUUUUAACAUAUUUUAGGUAUAAUUAAUAGGUAUAAUAUA
Saimiri boliviensis boliviensis (Bolivian squirrel monkey) is the source of this 1198-nucleotide messenger RNA. Its product is annotated as speedy protein E4-like. The record is from RefSeq and is a predicted model, not a curated record. Gene Ontology annotation, molecular function: protein kinase binding. Gene Ontology annotation, biological process: positive regulation of cyclin-dependent protein serine/threonine kinase activity. Lineage: Eukaryota; Metazoa; Chordata; Mammalia; Primates; Cebidae.